CAAAACCAAGAUGGAAGAGUUUAGCUCCUCAUUUGGAGACUAAACAUGAAGAAAAUAUAAAGAAAGAGCUUGUCUAAACUGAGCUAAGAAGUAUAUGUGAAUUGGUGAGUUUAAUGAGGGGGAAAUGAGGUGUAUUUAUAGGUUUUUUAGGCUUGCAGGGUCGUGUACCUGAUCGGGCUGUAAGGGCACUCGAUUGGGUACUCGGUUGCUUCACGGAAGUAUAAAAAACUGGGUCAUACCCGAUCGGGUAUGUCGGCCACCCGAUCGGGUAUGAACACUCGAUCGUGCCAAAAUCUCCCCUACAUGUUGCCUUGUUCCCGGUUGAUCCGAUUCGAUGUUUUCAGCGACUUACCCGAUCGGGUAUAGAUCAUACCCGACCGGGUACAACACCAAAAAUCAGAAUCUUGAGAUUUUUGCACCUUCCUUCCAUUUGUGAUGUUCACCAAUGGUCCCUAGAGUGAUCUUGGACCUGUUUGAGCUCAGUAUAAACCUAAUCUAAACAAAUUACAAACAUUUUUACAAAUUAAACUAUUACACCAAAAGUGUGUAAGUUCCAAGGUAACAAUCAAUCUAAACUAAUUAAAAACAUAAACGUAAACAUGGAAAUUACAUGAAUGUCAACUCCUCCACACUUAGUUUCUUUACUCGACCUCGAGUAAAACCAAAUGUUUAUACAAUGUUCAUCAAAAGAUCAUAAGUUCAAAGAUAGUAAGAAAUAAGAAACUAAGACCACCAAGUAUUGUAAAUCAGUUUACAGAACAACAUUUCCUUGGGUUUAAGGGCCUUCUAUGCUCCUUACUUCUUCUUUUCCUCUUCUCAUUUUCUUCUUCUUUUCUUCAAUAGAUGAUGCCCUGCAAAAACAAAUUUUCUCUCAUAUCUCUCGUUUUGCCUAGGAGCCUUUUCAGGUUUUCAUCCUAUCAUCUCUUUUCUUUUCCUUUUCUCACCACUCACUCAUUAUUUUUGUAAGCCCUUCUUGCUUAGAUUGCCCAUUUUUUUGAGGUUUUCAACCUAACUAGCAUUUCAUUUCCUUUUUUCUUUUUUUGUGUGUGUGUACAACCAGUACAAGAAAGUAAUGCUCAGCGUAAGGUAAUAAGAAAAAACAAAGGGAGUGUACAUACCAAGAGAUGAAUUUCCCUCCCCCACACUUGAAUCAUGGCACUAUCCCUAGUGCCUGCCUUCUCCUCCAUAAUAGCCACCUCCAAAGCCGCUCCCAUGUACAUCAUCAUUGUCUCCCAUAGUAGUGUCCCCACCGUUGUAUCCUCCACCGCCGGAACUAGAGCCACCAAAAUUUCCCCAAUCAGAGGGGUUAUACCAAGAAGGUCCCGGUGGUGGUGAAGUCAUAGAUGAGAAAUCUCCGUGAUGGGCUAUAUAUGAGUACAUAGGACCAUAAGCCCUACGAUAGUCCUCUUCAUAGCGGUGGAGGUCGGCUUGUCGUAGCUCCUCCAUUCUUUGGAAACCCGCCCGUUGCUCCUCUCGGACUUGUGCAAGUUGUUCACCCAUGUUCGUGUAGUUGAGGUUCAUGGUGUUGAACUCGGCAAUUAGUGCUUGUUGGCCCUCCAAGAGUUGUUGGAAAAAGUCUUGCAGUGAUGGGUUUUGAGGGGGGUCGGGGAUGUGGUGUUGGGCAUGUUCAUGUUCCUCUUGGUGCUCAGCUUGCUCCGGUUGGUGAUCGUGUUGUUGCUCGGCUUGGUGGACUUGAGGUCGGAGGUGUGGUGGGAUGUUGUUGGGGAGGAGGUAAUGUGGAAUGUCAAAAGGAUCCAAUUUGUACCUAAGUGUAGGUAAUUCGUUGCAUGGGAGAGGAAAGUAUUUGAUUGGUUCGGGGUACUUCAUGUGCCAUUUAUAGUGUAGGGUUCCAUUUUGGUCUUUAUGGCUCAAAGAGAUCAAGCCUGCAUUGGAUAACCAUCCAAUAUGCAUCAAUGAAUCUUUAGAAAUUGGAGCAGGAUCUACAUAGCCAAAUUUGGAAGCCAAAUGCAUGAUGACCCCCCCCCCCCCCCCCCCUAGAACAAUGUUCCCCCCCUUUCCCUGUAGCCUUCUCUAAAUGAUCCGAAAUUAAGUUGCAAAUGUUGAACCCAACAGGAUUUCGGAAAAGAGCAAGGGUGAGUAUGGCUACAUCACCUAUGCGAGUGUGGUGGUUGUUGGGUCGGCCAAGCAAGGAGUUGCACAUAAACUUAAGAAAGAUCUGGAGAAGGGGAUGUUGCACGUGACUAAUGUAUAGUUGGGACGUGCUAAAAUCCCGUUCUUCGGUCAUUUUGCCCCAUAAGUUAUAUGCAUCUAUAGUGUUGUCCGGGAUUUCCCUUUCAUGUGGAAAUCGGAGCCCGAAAUGCUCGGUAAAAUCACGUCUCGUUAUAGAGUGGUCGGUGUUCAUCAACCGAAACGAGAGUGUAUCAUCAUAAAAGUGGGUCUCAUCCUUCUCAAAUUUGGCCGAACUCAAAAAUUCAUAGAUGACCCUCUCAACACAAUUAUAUUGCAAAUGAAAAAUCAAGGCCAUAUACAAUUCAUCAAAGAGCUCUUUCAUACCAUCCAACAAGCCUAGAGAAGUAAGAGCAUCAUGGCAUAAAAAGCGAGAGGGAGUGACUUUCCUUUUUAGUAUAGCCACGAAGCGUUUGCGAUGAUCCCCGGGCCCGAAACGAACAUCCUCAUAGUUUCGAAUAGGUCCCCUUGUGUUGGAGCUCUCUGGUUGGUUCCUUUUUGGUGCCAUUGAUGCUCAAUUUGGAAGCUUGGAGUUGGACUUGGGAUUUGGGGGUAGGGUUUCGGUUUUCUGAGAAUAGGGAGGGAAAGUGAGAUUGAUUGGUAUGAGGUUGUAGAGGAGAGUGUUUUGGUGGUGGUUUGAUGGAAUUUGGUUGAGUUUUGGUUGAGUUAUGGAAGAAAUAAGGUUCGAAAAUGGAGUUUUGGGGGGAGAGUUCGAGUUUGGGGUAGGAGAUUUUUGGGGAAGAUGAACUGAUUUCGGCUUCAAUUUGGGUUUAAAACUCGUGUACCCGAUCGGGUACCCCGAUUACUCGAUCGGGUAUGCUUAGCUUUGUUCUUGUUAUUUCAUUUUCUCAAAGUUGAAAUUCCAAAACAAAAAUUGAAAAGAAAAAAAUAAAAAAUGCGUACCUUGGCUUGGGUUGCCUCCCAAGAAGCGCCUUAUUUAACGUCGUGGCACGACGCCAUAGUAGUGUUCAUUCUUUAUAGAUUGGAUCGAAGAGAUCCAUGCAUUCAUCGCUUUCUUUUUGGAAACCUUCAAGGAACGGUUUGAGUUGAUGUCCGUUAACCUUGAAGAUUUGAUCGGUGUCAAAACUUUUGAUCUCAACCGCUCCAUGUGAGUAGACCUUGACCACCUCAAAUGGUCCUUCCCACCUUGAUCUUAACUUACGGGGGAAAAGACGAAGGCGUGAUCUAAAAAGAAGGACUUUGUCUCCAAUUUUGAAAUCCUUUCUUGUUAUCAUUUUGUCAUGCCAUACCUUCGUCUUCCCUUUGUAGAUGGCGGCGUUCUCAUAGGACUCCAAUCGAAGCUCCUCUAGCUCUUGGAGUUGUAGCUUCCUUUGUCUCCCCGCUUGCUCCAUGUCAAGAUUGAAUGUUUUUACCACCCAAUAAGACUUAUGUUCGAGUUCGACUGGGAGAUGACAUGCUUUCCUGAAUACAAGUCUAUAGGGUGACAUUCCAAUUGGGGUCUUGAAAGCGGUUCUAUAUGCCCAUAAGGCAUCAUCCAUGCGAAGACUCCAAUCUUUACGGUUAGGAUUCACCGUCUUUUGGAGUAUAGAUUUCAGCUCCCUGUUUGAGACUUCGGCUUACCCGUUUGUUUGUGGAUGGUAGGCGGUUGAGAGUUUAUGAGUGACGCCAUACUUCUUCAACAAGGCACUCACAGUUUUGUUGUAGAAGUGAGUACCCCUGUCGCUUAUUAAAACUCGUGGAACUCCAAACCUUGAAAAAUGCGGGUUUUGAGGAAGUCCACCACUACUUUGGCAUCAUCGGUCUUGGUGGCUUUUGCUUCCACCCAUUUUGACACGUAGUCCACCGCCAAGAGAAUAUAUAGAUUUCCAUGGGAAUUAGGAAAGGGUCCCAUGAAAUCUAUUCCCCACACAUCAAAGAUUUCAACGUAGAGCAUAGGAACUUGUGGCAUUUCAUGUUUUCGAGAGAUAUUGCCCAUGCGUUGGCAAUUGUCACAAGAUCGAAAAAAGACAUGGGCAUCUCGAAAUAAGCUCGGCCACCAAAAACCGCAUUCUAGCACCUUCAUUGAUGUUCUUUUUCCUCCAAAAUGACCACCACAUGCAUGUGAGUGGCAAAAUGAGAGGAUGGAUGCUAUCUCUGUUUCAGGAAUGCAUCUUCGAAUUACUUGAUCCUUGCAAUGUUUCCAUAAGUAUGGUUCAUCCCACACGUAUUGUUUUGCAUCGUGUUGGAGUUUCUCUUUUUGAGCUUUAGAGAAGCUUGGCGGGAACCUGUUUAGAACAAGGAAAUUAACAAUAUGUGUAUACCAAGGGCGAAUUUCCUUCAGAGAGAAAAGGGUCUCAUCGGGAAAUUCCCCUCGGAUAUCAUCUUUGAUGUGAUCGUUCCCCUCAUCAAGAACUAAACGGCUCAAAUGGUCGGCCACCAAGUUCUCCAUGCCCUUCUUGUCUUUGAUCUCCACGUCGAACUCGCUCAAAAGAAGUAUCCACCGUAUCAACCUUGGUUUGGCCUCCUUUUUUGUCAUUAAGAACCUAAGAGCCGCAUGAUCGGUGUAAAUUAUCACCUUGGUUCCAAGUAAGUAUGACCUGAAUUUUUCAAGUGCAUAGACGACGGCCAACAUUUCUUUCUCGGUGGUGGCGUAGUUGCGUUGGGCAUCAUUGAGGGUGGUGGAUGCAUAGUACUAGCUUUUGGCCCUUCCAACCUUUUGGCCCAAGACGGCCCCUACCGCAUAAUCGCUGGCGUCACACAUGAUCUCAAAAGGAAGAGACCAAUCGGGUGCUUGAAUGAUAGGUGCGGUUACUACCUUUUCCUUCAACGUUUUGAAGGCCUUUUUGCAUUCCUCGGAAAAGAUGAAUUCCACCUCCUUUUGCAAAAGUGUGCACAAAGGAGAUGCGAUCUUUGAGAAAUCCUUGAUAAAUCUUCGAUAGAAACCUGCAUGUCCAAGGAAUGAUCGUAUCUCCCUAACGGUGGUAGGAUAAGGGAGUGAUUGGAUGACUUCAACUUUGGCCUUGUCUACCUCUAUCCCCUUUGAUGAAAUGACAUGGCCUAGAACAAUUCCUUCUUCCACCAUGAAGUGGCAUUUUUCCGAGUUCAGAACAAGGUUUGAUUCUAAGCAACUUUUUAAUACAAGAGAUGGAUGCUAUAGGCAUGAAUCAAAUGAGUCUCCAUGGAUUGUAAAAUCAUCCAUGAAAACUUCCAUAAAUAGCUCAACAUAUUCAGAGAAUAUGCUCAUCAUGCAUCUUUGGAAUGUGGUCGGGGCAUUGCAUAGUCCGAAUGGCAUGCGUCGAUAUGCAAAGGUGCCAAAUGGACAAGUGAAAAUGGUCUUCUCCUGAUCUUCGGGGGCUAUGAGUACUUGAAAGUACCCGGAGUAGCCAUCAAGGAAACAAUAGAACUCAUGCCCGGCAAGUCUCUCAAGCAUUUGAUCAAUGAAGGGUAAAGGAAAGAAAUCCUUUCUAGUCACCGCAUUGAGUCUACGGUAAUCUAUGCACACCCUCCACCCAUUUUGAACUCGGGUGGGCAUAAGUUCACCAUGCUUGUUCUCCAUCACCGUGACUCCGGUCUUCUUAGGAACAACUUGGGUUGGACUGACCCAUUUUGAAUCGGAAAUGGGGAAUAUGAUCCCCAUUUGUAGUAGCUUGAUGACCUCCUUUUUUACCACCUCCAUCAUAGGUGGGUUCCAUCUUCUUUGGGGCUGCCUCACCGGCUUUGCUUCGUCCUCCAUCAAGAUGCGGUGCAUGCAAAUAGAUGGACUAAUGCCUUUGAUGUCGGCUAUAGUCCAUCCAAUUGCAAGUUUAUGCUCUUUGAGCACCGCAACCAGCUUUCCUUCUUGCUCUUGGGUCAAUUUGUUGGAGAUUAUAACCGGCAAGGUUUCUUUUUCUUCCAAGAACACAUAUUUCAAAUGUUUUGGGAGUGGCUUCAUUUCAACUUCGGGGGCCUGCAAAAUAGAAGGCAAAGGCUAUUCUUCGGGGAUGGUUAGUGGAAAUGCUCUUGACCCCGGUGGCAUAAGUGGAAGUUGGAAAUGGUUAUCCAACUCUACCAUCAUGGCUUGUAUGUUGGGAGUCAAGACAAGUUCUAGAGAGUUUUCCCCGAAAUUAUUCUCAAUCACGCUCAACAAUUCAUCCUCUCCAUUUAUUUCAAAAGUGUUUUGUACAAGAGGAUCAAUAAUAUCAAUGGAAAACAAAGAAUGAUCUUCAUUUGGGUAUUUCAUGGAGUCAUAAAUGUUGAAUUCAACCUUAUCUCCAUCAAAUUCCAUUGUUAAAGAUCCCCUAAAAACAUCAAUUUUUGCUCUAUCGGUUUUUAAAAAUGGCCUUCCUAAAAGGAUAGGAACCGCAUUUUUAUCAUUAUCCAUUUCCAAAACAUAAAAGUCAACGGGAAAGAUCAAAUUAUCAACCAUAACUAGUACGUCUUCAACAAUACCUUUAGGAUAAGCAUUUGAUCUAUCCGCAAGUUGAAUGACUACUCCGGUUUCAUUUAGAGGGCCAAGCUCAAGUGAUUUGAAUAAAGAGUAAGGAAUGACAUUAAUUGACGCUCCUAAAUCUAGCAUGGCCUUUGAAAACGUAGUACCUCCCAACUUACAAGGUAUAGUGAACAUGCCCGGAUCAUUGUAUUUUUUGGAGAGUUUCUUUUGAAAGACCGCUGAAACACGUUCACUAACUUGGACUUUUUGUUUUCCAUUGAGUCUAUGUUUCCUUUUUAUUGUACAUAGAUCUUUAUUUUUUUUUUCAAAUCUAGGAACACCCUUUAUCAAAUUAAGGAGAGGAAUAUUUACCUCACAUUUGGAGAAUGUCUCAUAGAUGUCCUUAUCCUUCUCCACCCUUCUUGUUUCCCUCAGAGCCUCGGGAAAAGGUGCUUCAAUUUCAGGGAUGACCGGAGUUGGAGUUGAGGUUUGAGUUUUAUCCUCCUCCGGUUGAGCUUUUUCUACAAACUCCUCUUCUUCCUCUUCUUCGCCAAUGUGGCUCUUUGUUUUUUCUUUGGCAAUAAUUAACUCCUUGCCACUCCUCAAUAUGACCGCAUGGGCUUGUUGCCUAGGAUUCGACUUUGUUUACGAUGGAAGCUUUCCCGAAUCCUUGGCUUCGAGCCUACUCACCGCACUUGAGAUUUGGCUCAUUUGGUUCUCAAGGUUUUGUAUGCUAGAUUUUAUCUCAUGUUGAAAUUGAACCAUGUUUUGUUGCAUGGUUGAGACAUUAGUGGUGAGUGCUCGGAUCAUGUCCUCGGUGGACAUAUUUGAGCCUUGGCUUUGGGGUUUAGAGUAUGGUUGUUUUUUAGGAAAUUGGUUUUGUGGACGGUUAUUUUGUUGUGGGUUUCCUUGAAGAUUCCCAUAUCUCAAAUUGGGGUGAUCUCUCCACCCGGGAUUAUAAGUAUUGCCAUAAGAAUCAUACCUCUUUUGGUUUGGAAAUUCCAAAGCGUUGACUUGCUCGGUGUUGUCUUCUUGGAGAGUUGGGCAUGAGUCGGUGGGGUGCCCUUUUUGUGUACAAAUGCCGCAGACCUUGAUUUCUUGGGUCUUGGAAUUCAAAAUAAAAUCCUUAACCAAAGAAGUCAAGCCGGCAACUUGAUUUUCCAAUGAUGAUGAUGAUUCCACUGCCAUGACUCUUUUUGUUGAUGAUAGCCCGUUGUGAUGUCUACAAUUCUCGGCCAAUUCUGAGAUAAGAUUUAUAGCUUGAGAAGGAGUUUUGUUGACGAUCCCCCCUCCACAUGCGGCGUUAAUCAUCCACCUAUCAUCAUUGCAAAGACCAUCAUAAAAGUAUAGGAUGAGGUCUUGCUCCGAGUAGCCGUGGUAUGGACAGCUCGCACAAAGUUUCUUGAAUCGUUCCCAAUAUUCGUAGACCGAUUCAUCAUCUUUUUGCUCCACAUUGCUGAUUUGCUUUUUGAGAGAUGAGGAGACAGAGGCAGGAUAGUACCUUUCAAGGAAAGCUUUCUUCAUGGCCGCCCAUGUACCUAUACUUCCCGAGGGAAGAUAGAAUAACCAAUCUUUGGCGGUAUCUUUGAGGGAGAAUGGAAAGGCCCUCAAUUUUAUUUGUUCCGCGGUGACUCCAUUGGGGCACAUGCUUGUGCAAACAUGAUAGUGUGAAUUUCCUAUCAUGUAUGUUUGUAUUUUUAACUAGUUUUUAUUAGUUCUAGUUGUGGAAAUUACACAUUUUUUGUGUAAUACUUUAUUUUCAUAAUUAUUUGUAAUUUGUUUAGAUUAGGACUAUUCUGAGCUAAACAGGUCAAAACUCAUCCAAGGGAUCAAGAUGGGACCUCAAAAGAUCAAGGAAAGUGCAAAGAGACAUGAAAGAUUUCGAUUUGGAAAAAAUACUCGUAUACCCGAUCGGGUAUAGGCAAUACCCGAUCGGGUAUUUGCUUGAUUCGGUUGUCCAAAUCAAAUCCGGGAACAAAGGAUCGUGGGAGAAAAUUUUCGUAAAGAUUUGUCACAUACCCGAUUGGGUAAACCGACAUACCCGACCGGGUAUGUCCAGAAAUGUGGCUUUCCGGGAAAUUUCCUAAGAUACCCGAUCGGGUAUCCUAUAUACCCGGUCGGGUAUCAGCCCCUGCAGCUCCCAAAAGCCUAUAAAUACACAUCUUUUCUUCACAAUAAAAUAUCCAAUUCCUUUGUACAUCUAAGCUCAGUAUAGAAUAGCUCUUUCUUUAUAUUUUUCAUCAUGUUUAGUCUCCAAAUGAGGAGCUAAACUCUUCCAUCUUGGUUUUGCUACUUUGAAGCUUAAUGAAUUUGUAAGUUGUGAGUUAUUUUCUUUAAUCUUCUUCCUUGAAUAUUAAUUCUUUCUUUCAAAAUACUAUCUCUAUAUCAAAGUUGGGGAGUGUUACUAAGAUGACAAUUAGUUAACAUCUUGACAUUGGUUAUAGUAAUAGCUAUUUCUUCCUCUAUGAUAAUAUUGGAGAGUGUUACUAAGAUGACAAUUAGUUAACAUCUUGAUACUAAUCAUAGUAGGAUUCAUAUAUUUUAAUAUUCUUCCUUGAGUAUUAAUUAAUUCCUAGCCAUAUUUCAUAUUAAUAUCUUAAACAUUACUUAAAGUAUCAACUAGUAUUGUUUUUCAUAUUAAUUAUUACUAGAAUCAAUCGGUUAAUACGCUUGUUAUUAAUCCGGUUCUUUCAACGGUAGUAAACUUGGAAUAUUAAUGCAUGCAUCUCAUGGUUAAUAUGCCAAUAGGAAUUAAUUAUAUUGAUUAAACCAAUAAACCGCUUGUGUUGAGGUUAUCAAUCUCAAUCGUUUUCAUCUUAAGUUUAUUGCUACUAUCAAGUUAAUAUACGGCGCUUGUUCUAUAUUGACUCGAUAGUAAGUUUUAUUAAUGAACGCAUCUCGUUAUUAAUAACUACCCUCGAUGAACUGGAUAUACUCCUCGAUUGAGUAUUCGAGAGGAAGAUAGUUAAAGAUAUAACCGGGAUCGACGAACAUUUCAUUAAGUGGAUAAAAGCAAAACCAAAUCUUCAUCUCAUUGAAUUAAACUCAUAUAGGUCGUUUAUCUUAGUGUUAUUAAACCAAACAAAUCUAAACCCCCCUUUGUUACAACUUUUAUAAAAGAAAAGUAUUCCUUUCCUUGUGGAUACGAACCUUACUACACUAUACUACGUAUUAGUGUCGUAUUGAUUAAUUAUUUUGAGUGCACCUAACGACGAGUGCACGUCAAAUUUGGCGCCGUUGCCGGGGAAAGGCAAUUACUUUUCUUUUUAUUUUAUCUCAUAAAAAAUCAAAAAGCGGAAAAAAAACAAAAAAAAACUUGCUCUUCUAUUUUCUGAGCUUACAUGAGUUAUGAGUAUAUGGAUACCAACACUUCAUCCUUAGAGAGUCAAAUUUCCUUCUUGACUUCUCUAAUAAAGGAAUCCAUCUUUAACUCAAAAGCUCAAGAUGCCAAGACUUGCAACAUUUGCAUGUCUCAUAGACAUCUUACGGAUUUCUGCCCAAAGGUCCAAGAAGAAUACAUUGCACAAAUUGAUGAUGUACCUCACAUGAGGUAUGAUCCAUUCUCCAACUCUAAUAUGUCCACGGAGGACAUGGUUCGGGCUCUUACUAACAGCGUAACCACCAUGCAACAAAACAUGGUGCAAUUCCAAAAUGAGACCAAGACUAGCAUUUUGAGCUUGGAAUCUCAAGUGAGUCAAAUAGCCGGAGUCGUGAGUAGGCUUGAAGCAAGGGAUCCGGGAAAACUUUCCUCUCAAAUAGAAUGUGAUCCUAGACAGCAAACUUUUGCAAUCACAUUGAAAAAUGAAGAGGAAAUGCAAAAAGAGAUCCAGGAUCCAGAAGAAGUAGAGGAAGAAAAGGACACAUAGCUCCAACUGGUCAAAGAAGAGGAUAAUCUGAGCUUCAAGGUUAAAUAUCUAUCCUUGUCAUCUUUUGAGGUACCCCCAUCAAUUCUAAAAAUUUUGAGGGAAACUCAUAAACUUGAAAUGGACAAUGACAUUUCUAAAAUAUUCUUCAAAAUUGAGGAGUCGAAAAACUUUUUAUUGACCAUACUAAACGAUAAUUUCUUCCCAUUCCUCCCACCACACGAAUCAAUGAAAAUCUGGAUAUUUGAUCCUGGAAAGAUUUCCAAAGUGGAGAGUCGAGAAAUUAAGCACUCCUAUGGAAGUCCUAGGAGUGAAAGUGUGAAGAAAAUAAACUAUCAUGAUCCAAGUUUGAAUGAUUGAAAACAAUGAUAGCGUCGUGCCGCGACGUUAAAUAAGGCGCUUCUUGGGAGGCAACCCAUGCAAGGCACGUUUAAUUGUUUUGUUUUAUUUUUACACAUUUCAAAAAAAAAAAGAGUUUUGUGCACCACGGCUUAAUACCUGAUCGGGCACAUGUAUAUAUCCGGUCGUGUAUAAGAGAAAUUAAAUUUCAAAAACUACGGCGAGAAGAAGUCGAUCGGGUAUGAAAAUCCCAGAAAUCGAAGAAAAGGAAGAUACUCGAUCGGGUAUAGCCACUUACCCGACCGGGUAUGCUUAAAACAUGCAAUUUCAGAGCUCACUGCCUCGUGUAGUGAUCGGGUAUGAAAAUCCCAAAAAUCAAAGAAAAGGGAGAUACCCGAUCGGGUAUAACCACUUACUCGACCGGGUAUGCUUAAAACGUGCAAGUCUGCAGCUCACUGCCUCGCAUACCCGAUCGAUUAUACACACUUACCCGGUCGGGUAAGCGGGAUUACUCAGCAUUUUAAUUCAAAAAGUCCCUUCUUCUUCCCAAAUUCCUUCCCCAAAUCCGACCAAACCCUCCCCAAACCUCCAUAGCCGGUUCUUCUACCUUAAAUUACUCCCUGAAUUCUCCACCAAAUCCCUCCAAACCACCACCAAAAUCUUCCCCACAUCCCCCUCUACACACCCAUACCCAUCAACACCACAUUCUCUCCCAAUUUCGUAGAGUCCGAAAAACCCAACUCCACCACAUAAAAGUCCGAAAUUUGGAGCCUAAAAUCCAAGUUUUCUAGCAAAAAUGGUACCAAAGAGGACAAGAGGAGAAAGUUCUUCUUCAAGAACACCGGUUCCCGGCUUUGAAAACAUCAUCAUCACCUCAUCGGCUCACCGGGAAAAAGUCUUGGCCCAAACUAAAAGAGAGGUACAUCAUUCCCGUUUUUUUGUGUAUGAAUACUUUGGAUGAGCUAGAAAUUCUUGCUAUGAUGCUUCAAUUAGGUGAAUUGUUGGGAAUGAGCAAAAUUUUUGGGUUGAAAUAUAACCCAAAUGAUGAACUUGUGUAUGAAUUCUUGGGUUCCGUUGAGAGAAUCAAAUAUGAUAAUGAUGAUAGGGAGGAUAAACUCACGUUUCGUUUAUUCAAUAAAUCACAUUCCAUAACAAAACGUGAGUUUGCGGAGCACUUUGGCUUGCCCGUGCCACCACAAAACGCCCAAGAGCCCGACACCGGGUAUGGCUUUGAAUUGUGGAAAAAAAUGACGGGGGAAAUGAACUUUAGCUCCAAAAAUCUUGUCAUAACCCAUGUCCAACACCCAGUGCUACGCAUUUUCUUGAAAUACUUGGUUAGCUUUGUGUUUGGACGCCCCAACAAUCACCAAGCACGAAUAGGUGAUAUAUGUAUUCUAGCCAAUGCAGUGUUUGACAUACCUCCCUUCCACUAUAACAUUGUGAACCGUAUGUGGGAACAUCUGUAUAAAGAAUGCACCGCCCAAGGAAAAAAUUGGAUAGGGGGCGUUAUUCUCCACAUAGCUACAAAAUUCGGUUACGUAGACAAUGCACCAAUAGCCGAAUUCUGUCUUUUUGACAUAACACAUCUGGGCAAUUCAAAGGACAUCAAGUUCUCUCAUCGUGAUUACAAGGGGAAAAUCUUUUACAAAUGGUCCAUCUUCCCGAAACCCACUCGUUACUUCACGAUCCCCUCCGAGGGGCUACCCACUAUUCCAUUCCGAUUAGAACCACCUCUUGUGCACCACUAUUGCCUCCCUCCAGCCAUCCCACCAUAUUUCCAAAACCAAGAAGAUGAACCCGCACAAGAACAAGCCCCUCCAAUUCUUGAAGAUAUUCCAGCUCCACCUCACGACCAACCCCACUACGAUCCGUAUCAAACACAAGUGCUUGAGAACCAACGUGCUCUAUUGGAAGGACUCCGGGAUUUGAGCUUCCGGGUCAACCGCAUGGACGAGGACAACCGACGGGCAAUAGCCCCCAUCUAUGCUUACCAUCAUCAGCAGGGGCACUUCUCCUCUAUGCGUCCCCCAGUGCAGCACCCGUCAUGGUAUGACCCCUCUCAGUGGGGUAAUUUUGGGGAGGACAGCGGUUACAGUGGAGGAGACUAUGGUGGCGGUCAGCCUGGCUUUGACGGAGACGAGCACUAGGGACAGUGCUUCAAGCUAAGUGAGGGGGAAUCACUCAUUGGUACGUACUCAAUUGUUUCAACCUUGUAACUUGCAUUAUCUUUUUUUAAAAAAAAAAGAAAAAAAAAGCAAAUAAAAAAAGAAAAAAAAAGGGAAAUGCUAGUUAGGUUGAAAACCCAAAAAACGGGCAAUCUAAGCAAAAAGGGCUUAUAAAAAAAAUGUUAAUGAGUGAGUUAGAAAGGAACAAAACAAAACGAGAGGCUAAGAUGAAAACCUGAAAAGGCUCCUAGACAAAAUGAGAGAUAUUAGAGGUUCAUUUCUUUUUUUUACAGGGCAAUGGUGGUCUCAAGAAGCGGAAUGAAGGAGUUGAAAACAAGAGAAGAGCAUAGAAGGCCAUAAAAACCCAAGAAAAUAUUAACCUUUGAGCUCAAAACUCAAUUUAAAUCUAAUGUACAAACCUUGGUGGUCUUUUGCUCUUUCUUGUUAAAUUGUUGAACUAUUGAAGACAUGAAAAACUUGUAAACAUUUGGCUUUACUCGAGGACGAGUAAAGAAACUAAGUGUGGGGGAGUUUGAUAGUGUGAAUUUCCUAUCAUGUAUGUUUGUAUUUUUAACUAGUUUUUAUUAGUUCUAGUUGUGGAAAUUACACAUUUUUGUGUAAUACUUUAUUUUCAUAAUUAUUUGUAAUUUGUUUAGAUUAGGAUUAUUCUGAGCUAAACAGGUCAAAACUCAUCCAAGGGAUCAAGAUGGGACCUCAAAAGAUCAAGGAAAGUGCAAAGAGACAUGAAAGAUUUCGAUUUGGAAAAAAUACUCGUAUACCCGAUCGGGUAUAGGCAAUACCCGAUCGGGUAUUUGCUUGAUUCGGUUGUCCAAAUCAAAUCCGGGAACAAAGGAUCGUGGGAGCAAAUUUUCGUAAAGAUUUGUCACAUACCCGAUCGGGUAAACCGACAUACCCGACCGGGUAUGUCCAGAAAUGUGGCUUUCCGGGAAAUUUCCUAAGAUACCCGAUCGGGUAUCCUAUAUACCCGGUCGGGUAUCAGCCCCUGCAGCUCCCAAAAGCCUAUAAAUACACCCCUUUCCUUCACAAUAAAAUAUCCAAUUCCUUUGUACAUCUAAGCUCAGUAUAGAAUAGCUCUUUCUUUAUAUUUUUCAUCAUGUUUAGUCUCCAAAUGAGGAGCUAAACUCUUCCAUCUUGGUUUUGCUACUUUGAAGCUUAAUGAAUUUGUAAGUUGUGAGUUAUUUUCUUUAAUCUUCUUCCUUGAAUAUUAAUUCUUUCUUUCAAAAUACUAUCUCUAUAUCAAAGUUGGGGAGUGUUACUAAGAUGACAAUUAGUUAACAUCUUGACAUUGGUUAUAGUAAUAGCUAUUUCUUCCUCUAUGAUAAUAUUGGGGAGUGUUACUAAGAUGACAAUUAGUUAACAUCUUGAUACUAAUCAUAGUAGGAUUCAUAUAUUUUAAUAUUCUUCCUUGAGUAUUAAUUAAUUCCUAUUCAUAUUUCAUAUUAAUAUCUUAAACAUUACUUAAAGUAUCAACUAGUAUUGUUUCUCAUAUUAAUUAUUACUAGAAUCAAUCGGUUAAUACGCUUGUUAUUAAUCCCGUUCUUUCAACGGUAGUAAACUUGGAAUAUUAAUGCAUGUAUCUCAUGGUUAAUAUGCCAAGAGGAAUUAAUUAUAUUGAUUAAACCAAUAAACCGCUUGUGUUGAGGUUAUCAAUCUCAAUCGUUUUCAUCUUAAGUUUAUUGCUACUAUCAAGUUAAUAUACAGCGCUUGUUCUAUAUUGACUCGAUAGUAAGUUUUAUUAAUGAACGCAUCUCGUUAUUAAUAACUACCCUCGAUGAACUGGAUAUACUCCUCGAUUGAGUAUUCGAGAGGAAGAUAGUUAAAGAUAUAACCGGGAUCGACGAACAUUUCAUUAAGUGGAUAAAAGCAAAACCAAAUCUUCAUCUCAUUGAAUUAAACUCAUAUAGGUCGUUUAUCUUAGUGUUAUUAAACCAAACAAAUCUAAACCCCCCUUUGUUACAACUUUUAUAAAAGAAAAGUAUUCCUUUCCCUGUGGAUACGAACCUUACUACACUAUACUACGUAUUAGUGUCGUAUUGAUUAAUUAUUUUGAGUGCACCUAACGACGAGUGCACGUCAAAACAACAUGGAACUCCGAGAGAUGUUUAUUUGGGUCCUCCCCUCUUAAGCCAUGGAAAGAUGGAAGUAGAUGUAUGAGUCCAGAUUUCAACUCAAAUGUAGCACCCUCAUCAAGAGUUGGGAAAGUGAUACAUAAGGGUUGUUGAUUCAAGUUUGGAGCUGUGAGCUCCCUCAAAGUUCUUGUUUCGAGAGCCAUAGUUAUUGGCUCUUCGGUCUCGCUAGAAUGAGAACUAGCACUGGAUGUAUCUCCGGUAGAUAAUUCCUCCAAGUCGGUAUUAGAAAAUUUAUUUUUCAACCGCUCGAAAGUUUGCUCUAUUUCCGGGUUUGUUUGAUAGGUGAUUUCGUUUAUGGAACGAUGUUUAACCAUAUACUUCACCAAGCUCAUAAAUAGAAGAAAUAAGAACUCUUUAUAUUUUUAUUUAAUAUUUUUUUAUGUUUUCUUGAAAUACAAUAAAAAAAAAUAUAAUUACCUUUCCCCGGCAACGGCGCCAAAUUUGACGUGCACUUUGUCGUGAGGUGCACUCAAAAUAAAUACAAUACAACAAAUAUACGUAGUAUAUUGAAGUAAGGUUCGUAUCCAUAGGGAAAUGAAUACUUUUCUUUUAUAUAAAUAGUAACAAGGGGUUUUUUAAGUUUGAUUUGAUUCAAUUUAAUUGACACUAAGAUGAACGACUUAUAUGAGUUUAAUUAAUAGAGAUGAGGACUUUGUUUUGCUUUUAUCCACUUAAUGAAAUGUUCGUCGAUCCCGGUUAUAUCUUUAACUAUCUUCCUCUCGAAUACUCAAUCGAGGAGUAUAUCCAGUUCAUCGAGGGUAGUUAUUAAUAACAAGAUGCAUUCAUUAAUAAAACCUACUACCGAGUCAAUAUAGAACACGCGCCGUAUAUUAACCCGAUAGUAGCAAUAAACUUAAGAUUAAAACGAUUGAGAUUGAUAACCUCAACACAAGCGGUUUAUUGGUUUAAUCAAUAUAAUUAAUUCCCCUUAGAUUAUUAACCAUGAGACGCAUGCAUUAAUAAUCCAAGUUUUACUACCGUUGAAGGAACCGAAUUAAUAACAAGCGUAUUAAUCGAUGGAUUCUAGUAAUAAUUAAUAUAUGAAACAAAACUAGUUGAUCCUUUAAGUAAUGCUCAAAAUAUUAAUAUGGAAUAUGAAUAGGAAAUAAUUAAUAUUCAAGUAAGAAGAUUAAAGAAAAUAACUCACAAUUUACAAAUUCAUUAAGCUUCAAAGUAGCAAAACCAAGAUGGAAGAGUUUAGCUCUUCAUUUGGAGACUAAACAUGAAGAAAAUAUAAAGAAAGAGUUUGUCUAAACUGAGCUAAGAAGUAUAUGUGAAUUGGUGAGUUUAAUGAGGGGGGAAUGAGGUGUAUUUAUUGGCUUUUUAGGCUUGAAGGGUCGUGUACCCGAUCGGGCUGUAAGGGCACUCGAUCGGGUACUCGGUUGCUUCGCGGAAGUAUAAAAAACUGGGUCAUACCCGAUCGGGUAUGUCACCCACCCGAUCGGGUAUGAACACUCGAUCGUGCCAAAAUCUCCCUUGCAUGUUGCCUUGUUCCCGGUUGAUCCGAUUCGAUUUUUUCUGCGACUUACCCGAUCGGGUAUAGGUCAUACCCGACCGGGUACAACACCAAAAAUCAGAAUCUUGAGAUUUUUGCACCUUCCUUCCAUUUGUGAUGUUCACCAAUGGUCACUAGAGUGAUCUUGGACCUGUUUGAGCUCAAUAUAAACCUAAUCUAAACAAAUUACACACAUUUUUACAAAUUAAACUAUUACACCAAAAGUGUGUAAUUUCCAAGGUAACAAUCAAUCUAAACUAAUUAAAAACAUAAACGUAAACAUGGAAAUUACAUGAAUGUCAAGCGUGCUACACUAUCAGCAAUUGCUUUUAGUGUAGCGGUAAGCGCAAUGAUCCACGAGUGGUAUCAGAGUCAAGGUCACGGGUUCGACCCUCGGCGACAGCAUGCUGCGCAGCUAAAGGCUGGCAGGUGCUGGGGGGAGAUUGUUGGGCCGUGGGCCCGCGGGUAUGCGGUGAUAGCAAUCUGCCAGCCUGCCAGUGUAAUGGGGUAAAGAAACGUGGCGCUUCGCUUGUGCUAUAAAGGGAAAGGAGCGUGCUACACUAUCAGCAAUUGAUUUUAGUGUAGCGGUAAGCGCAACGAUCCACAUAAAUUAUUGCCAAGACGAGCGAGCUUACGGCCCCUUAAUCGCUACUAACCACUUAGUGAACGAUUAAGUGUGUGUGAAGGUGUCUUAGAAUAAACUAGAUCUCUCUUAAUUUAUUUUACAAACAGUUGUAAUUCUAGCCGUGGUUCCAGGUUACAAAAGAUAUCAGUUAAAUUAUUCAAACACAAAUUAAACGGCCUUCAUGCAAUUAAUCCAUUAAGAAACUAGCCAUAUAUCGUGAUUAACCCCUUCAUCAAUCCCAAAUCCCUAAUUAAAACUACUUCUCACUCAUAAUUGAAGAAUCAAUAGAAUUGGGAAGAAUAUAAAUAAUUGUCAUUAAUUAAAAGGCUAAAGGGUCAAAUAGGUCCCUAUACUCAUAUCAAUAGCUCAAUUGGGUACCCGAACUAAAAAAAGGUCCAAUCCAAUCCUCCAACUCUUCAAAAGCG
Molecule: messenger RNA, 17597 nt
Organism: Cuscuta europaea
Lineage: Eukaryota; Viridiplantae; Streptophyta; Magnoliopsida; Solanales; Convolvulaceae
Source: the annotation of a GenBank genome assembly